GACGGAAAGUUCAGUUUCAUUUUCGUUGCCCGUUGUCGUUGUUGUUUGGUUGUUGGAUUUGCCAUUGCAUGUACACGCUGCAUAGAAGUGCGUUAUUUUUAAACGAUUUCUUCGCCAACGAAUUUGAAAUGCUAACGUCGCCAACAACAGCUUACAGCGGCAACAGCAACAGUAGCAACAGCAGCAACAAAAGCAGCAUCAGCAGCAGCAGCAAGAGGAGCAAUCUAAGAUAGAUACACACACACACAUAAACUAAUUAAAGCAUAAAAUAGUUGAAAUCUCAGAGCGUUACGCCUUCCUCAGCACAAAAGAACGGACACGGCGACGUUGGACGUGCGCCGCCUCGUGUUGCCUGUAAAUAAAGCUGCUGACUCAAACAAAUAUUCAAAUGGAGACGAAAACCCCGCCCAGUAUGACCAACAGCUAUCAUCAUCAGCGAGCGCCGCGCACGCCUGAGAGCUACUUCAAUGUGCCGGAGUCGGUGGCGUUGCUGAACAUUGUCAAGUCGGAGCGCAUCCAGAGCGCCUUUCAAUCCAAUCGCAAGAACCAUGCAAGCGUUUGGGAAAUGGUUGCCGAAGUGCUCAAUCGGUUCAGUGCACGUAAGCGCACCGCCAAGCAAUGUUGCAAUCGCUAUGAGAAUCUGAAGAAGAUCUACACGCAGCUGAAGAAGAAUCCGGAGCGUCAUGUGCGUCGCAAUUGGCCGUACAUGUUUCUGUUCAAGGAGAUUGAGGAGCAGCGCGGCGAGUGCUGGGGCUCCAACGGCAAGCGCUUGGCGUUGAUAACCAAAAACCACAAUGAGUUGUCCUACUAUCAGCGGCGACGCCAGGCGGCCGAGCUGGGCGUCAUGCUGAACAAGGACAAUCUGACGCCGCAUCAGCAUAGCCUGCUGCAAAGCCUCAGCCAUGCGCACUCCACAGACUCCUCGCAGAGCGGCGCCAGCAAAUUAGAGCGAUUUCUACCCAAUCAGUUUGUGGAAACGCAGCUCAAUGAGGGACCCUGUGCCAAUGGUGGGCUGCCCGUCGGCGUGGGCGUCUACGAUGACAAUCCGUUGCAGCUGCAGGUGGCCGGCGCUGUGGCAGCCGCUGCUGCAGCCGCCGCAGUGGCAGCACAAAUGCGCCAUGAGCCACGCGGCGGCAAUAGUGAGGAGGAGCCGCAACUCAAUCACAGUCAGAAUCAUAAUCAUAACCACAGUCACAAUCAUAAUCAAAGUCAUAAUCACAGUCACACUCAUAGUCACAAUCAUAGUCAUAGCCACAAUGCAGCAUUUACUGAGCACGGUCAUGAGCACCUGCAUGAGCCGCCGGAGACGCCGGAAUUUCAAAAAGAUUGCAAUGGCCCACUCAAUCUGCAUCACAACAGCAGCAGCAACAACAAUGACAAUAACAUAUCCAUGAACUUUGGCAACUUUUACAGAUCUGAACCGCUGUCUGAGGGGGAAUUCAAUCCGGAUGAGAUUCAACUCAUGCAAACCAACUACAACGGCGCACAGAACUUUUACUCGCCCAGCUUGGAUCAGAAUAUUUUGCAUCCGGAUGUUAUUGUAGAUACGGACAAUCUAUCCGACUGCAGCUCAGCGGUGUCGUUAAAGAGCGGCAAGCGCAAACUGUCCACAUCGACAGACGGCGACAGCACCAACUAUGAGCUGAUUGAGUAUCUAAAGCGUCGUGAGAAGCAUGACGAGCUGCUGCUCAAGCGCAUGGAUGCGCGUGAGGAACGUUUGAUGAAUCUGUUGGAGCGCACAGUGAUUGCCAUUGAGACGCUUGCCGCAGGCAAAUUAGCAGCCACAGCAACAAGCACAAACACCAAUGCCCGCCUUGAGACAGCCACAGUUGUGGAAACGCCAUCCAGACGUAGUCCAACUCCCUCGCAGCAGCAGCUAGAGUCCAGUGCCAGUCCUAGUGCCAGCAAUGUGGAUGAGUCCGACAGCGUGGUGCUUGUUGUGCCCGAUGAUAGCAAUGAGCAAGCUUCGGAACCGAUGGCAGCUAAGCCCGCAAACGAGCAGCAGAAUGGCAUUGAGCUGGAUGUGGAGCCGGAGUCCGAAUCGGAUUCCAAGCGGGCAUGAGAAACAGUAAUUUAGCAUAUACUAGCAUCGUAAGAAAUAUUCACAAAAAGUCGCGCAGUGCCAAAGACGAGCCAUGCCUCGAAUUUCUAUUGAGAUUUGCAAUGUUUACUUAAGAGCUUAUGUGCUUAAGCAAUCUAAAAGGAAGCCACAAAACAAACAAAAACUUAAUAUUUUUAUUUAGCCUCUCUAAGUCGA
Drosophila busckii is the source of this 2257-nucleotide messenger RNA. RefSeq names its product stress response protein NST1 (gene meso18E). Lineage: Eukaryota; Metazoa; Arthropoda; Insecta; Diptera; Drosophilidae. The coding region runs from base 389 to 2062 and encodes 557 amino acids. The transcript is spliced from 5 exons. The record is from RefSeq and is a predicted model, not a curated record.